UUGCCUCGUCUGGGCGAGCACCUGAAAUGUUUUGCUAGUUGUUUCUGAAAAGUUUGACGAUUUCGGGGGGGAAGAAAGGGCACACUUCAGCAAAAGACAAAAAUGCGAGUCAUUGCUGAGUCGACUACGGGAAGUUUGUGGAUUGUAUCUGUCGAUUUUUUUGGGGGGAGCUGAGUGAGUGUGAAGGGUUUACUACUCAAUCCAGGUGGGUGUCAGUAUGGAACGUCAACCAAAGACAGCCUGUCAAAAGGGACACAGGAAUUGUUCAAGAACGUCAUCUUUGGAAUUAUUGAACGAAUAAUCCAUUCAUUGCAUUAAAGACUGACAUGUCGCUGGAAAAGCCAACACUACAGCCAGCCAUACAAGCUGCCAUCGACCUCACUUCAGGGGCAAUGGGUGGAGUUGCUUGUGUCUAUACGGGACAACCAUUUGAUACUGUAAAAGUGAAGAUGCAGACUUUUCCCUACAUGUACAAAAAUGUGUUGGACUGUGCCGUAAAGACAUAUAAAGAACGCGGCGUUCGGGGUUUCUACCAAGGCACUACUCCUGCCCUGAUGGCUCAUAUAUCAGAGAAUGCUGUGCUGUUCCUGUCUUACGGAUUUUGCCAAAAGGUGGUGAGGAGUCUAUCUGGAAUGGACAGCAAAACAGAACUCAGUGAUAUACAGAAAGCUGCUUCUGGCUCACUGGCAUCCGUGUUCGCCUCACUGGCCAUCUGCCCAACAGAGCUGGUUAAAUGUCGCCUUCAAGCAAUGCACGAAAUGAAAACCUCAGGAAAGCUUACAGAAGGACACCCCAGUACUGUUUGGGCAGUGAUCAAAAACGUUCUGAAAACUGAUGGUCCUCUUGGCAUGUACCAAGGUCUGACAAGCACUUUGAUGAGGGAGAUGCCUGGCUACUUUUUCUUCUUUGGUGGUUAUGAACUGAGCCGCACUAUUUUCACACGUGCAGGCCAGACCAAAGAUGAUCUAGGUCCCAUUCCCUUGAUGGUGAGUGGUGGUUUUGGAGGUGCCUGCUUGUGGAUUGCUGUUUAUCCAAUUGACUGUGUGAAAUCACGUAUUCAGGUUCUCUCAAUGGCCGGUCAACAAGCUGGUUUCUUCAGUACAUUCAGAAAGAUUCUUAUGAAGGAAGGUAUCAAAGCAAUAUAUUCUGGAUUAACACCAACAAUGAUACGUGCAUUCCCUGCCAAUGGUGCACUGUUUCUGGCGUAUGAAAUGAGCAGGAAGGCUAUGAUGGACUACAUGAGAAACUGAGCUGCUUUAUGGAAAUGACUGAUGCCUUACUCCUAGGAAUUUGAUUGUGCUGAAUUUGAAACAUUAGGGCCCCAUCCAAAAAUUAAAACUGGAUAUUUGGUAUUCUACAUGGAAAAGAAUUCCUUGGCAGGAACUGGAUUCAUUCAAAAGCAACUAAACUUUAAAUUUGAAACACUUAAUUACUGCCAAAAUUGACAUUUUAUAAAGAUUCAAAAGUAUUUAAGUUCUGAGAAACCUUUUUCCUGUGGACAAGAGAAGCCUAAAAAUCCAAUAUCACAAAUCAAGCUGGAAGAGAAACAUUGUCAAUUUUUUUUUAUUAUUAAGAAAAGACGGGGCAGGUAACAAUGAGGUAGUUAUAUUGCUACACUUGUCUAAAUGUGGAAGCUGCCAAUCCUCACUCCUGUUUCCAAAAUGAAUGAUAUUAAAAGUAGUAGGAUGAUGUGUUCAAGGUCUUUA
Molecule: messenger RNA, 1706 nt
Organism: Mobula hypostoma (lesser devil ray)
Lineage: Eukaryota; Metazoa; Chordata; Chondrichthyes; Myliobatiformes; Myliobatidae
Product: mitochondrial ornithine transporter 1-like
Exons: 7
Coding region: 327-1250 (307 amino acids)
Biological process (GO): mitochondrial L-ornithine transmembrane transport
Cellular component (GO): mitochondrion
Molecular function (GO): L-ornithine transmembrane transporter activity
Source: RefSeq, a predicted model, not a curated record